This is a messenger RNA of Bipolaris sorokiniana ND90Pr, 327 nucleotides long. RefSeq lists its product as uncharacterized. Lineage: Eukaryota; Fungi; Ascomycota; Dothideomycetes; Pleosporales; Pleosporaceae. The annotation marks the transcript as partial. The record is from RefSeq and is a predicted model, not a curated record. The transcript has a single exon.
UAUACUAGGCUUAAAGACCUUAUCGACGAGCGCGGUAUCUUACCUAAAGAUAUAUAUAAUAUAGAUAAGACAGGCUGCCGUAUUAGUAUUGCAAAAGAGCAGUACCUAUACACCAAAAAUAGACAUACAGUCUUUAUCUAUAACGCCAACAAUCGCGAGCUUAUUACACUUAUUAAGUGUGUCCGGGGCACAGGCGAGGUCAUUCCGCCUCUUAUCAUCGUUAAAGCUGCUACUAUAAUAGAGCAUUGGAUCGUAGAUCUACCUAAUGAGUAUCUUGUAGGCGUGUCUAAUAGUGGUUAUAGUAACGACAAACUUGCAUACGCCUAG